AUGGCAAGCUUGCAGUCCGUGAAAUCGUUCACUAGUUUGGCGGGGCUGAGUGAGGUCACGGAUACCCAAAGCAGUCUCGAUGUGAACCUUUCUGAGCGCGAUUUCGAGCGGGACUCGGGCCCAUGGCGCUCCUCAGGAUCACGACCGGCGACGCCGCCUCCAGAAGCAAGUUUCUUGACGGGAGACCAGCUCAUCGAUGGGGUCGGGCUUCACUUCCCUAGUGUAUUGCCGACCAGGGAUUUGUCUCUGACGAUUGGAAGCGAAAGCUCAACGGCGCCGGCCACUCCCUAUCACGGACCGGAAGCUUUAGGCGGUGAUAUUUCCGCUCUGGAAGGAGAUGGCCUGGAGACCCCUCGGCCGUCCGCAGUCUCCUUUCUGACGCCAUCCGGACCAGCUCCGCAAAGAGGAAGAGCGUUGUGUGCUGCCGGCCCUCUCACACCUAGCCCAACCCCAAAGCGGAAACGGAGCACGAGUCCCCCAUUCGCUCCAGGUCAACUCAAACGGCCGAAAACACACGGGCGGCAGACGGAUGAGCGACGGGAGGAUGAGAGCCACUCGACGGCAGACUCUCAGGAACCUGCAGCUGAUCGAGCGCUCCGCAAUGCGAGGCAGCUUACCAUCCACCUAGCAAGCUCAACAGGCUAUACCGUUGACGGGCUGAGCAACGGAGAUUUAGCACAAGGGAACGCCCAUAAGGACUCGAAACCCUGUAAUCAGCAAAUACCGGCUGUCCGUCUGGCCGACCAAUGCAACAAGCCAAAAUACGCCAUGAAGAUCCAGCUAUUCUCGGAAGAGGAGAUUGAAGCGCAACUCUCCGAGCUCCUGAGCGCUUAUCGAGCAUUUUACCUUGAGCCUGUCGAUGCCGACGCGGGAAACAAGGGCAAUACAGAUAUUGCACGGAGGGGUCGGCACACCUUUAAGGCCGUCUUCAGAGACAGACUCAACUCGGCGGAGGACGAAGAAUUCCUACUGCUGGAGAAGGAGAAAAACAUCAUGAAUGUGUUCAUGAUAUGGGUCCGAGAGAUGAAACCGCCUUCAGAUGUCCGCUUUGAGAGUUUCGAAGACCAGUCGCAGUGUCUCGAACGCUUGGUUGAAUUAGCCGUUGAGCCGUUCAUCAAGAAGAUUGUACUAUCCGCGGCCGACCAUGGCAAUGCGUUCCUCAUGGAUCAAAAGCCCGAUAUUCGGGGCAUCUGUACGCCUGCUUGCAAGGCCGACGGCUCCAUUCAGUGGGAGUUUGAUGAGAUCUGGUGCGAGUUUGCACAGCUCCAUAUUGCCUAA
Canariomyces notabilis is the source of this 1278-nucleotide messenger RNA. RefSeq lists its product as uncharacterized. The record is from RefSeq and is a predicted model, not a curated record. Lineage: Eukaryota; Fungi; Ascomycota; Sordariomycetes; Sordariales; Chaetomiaceae. The coding region runs from base 1 to 1278 and encodes 425 amino acids. The transcript is spliced from 3 exons.